Molecule: messenger RNA, 2125 nt
Organism: Hypomesus transpacificus
Lineage: Eukaryota; Metazoa; Chordata; Actinopteri; Osmeriformes; Osmeridae
Gene: nphp1
Product: nephronophthisis 1
Exons: 20
Coding region: 50-2023 (657 amino acids)
Biological process (GO): protein localization involved in establishment of planar polarity
Cellular component (GO): cytoplasm; cilium
Molecular function (GO): protein binding
Source: RefSeq, a predicted model, not a curated record
AGUUCAGCAAGCUAGCUCUAGUUAGCUACAAAAUAAAUAGCCAGUAGAAAUGGCUCCUAAAAGAAAAGGACCUUUGCAAACUGUGCAAAGAGAGGCAGAUGAAAUCAAAAGACAGGUUGACAGUCUGGUGAAGGAUGUUCGGCAGGGGAAUGGACAAGAGAGUACGCAGGCACCUCAGAGGUGCAAACAGUUACAAAGUACCUUGGAGGAUACAAUGAAGACACUAAAUAAGUUAACUAAAGCUGAUGAGCCAGCCCCGGUCGGGAACUAUGACCAGAGGAAACAGGAGGAGGAGAGGCGUCUGCUGGGCUUAGCGGAGAAGCUGAAGGCCCUAUCCCUGGAAGUCUCUCCAGCUCUGAGACUAGGCCUAGAAGCAAGUGUGGCUGGUCCUACCAAAGCCGAUGACGAUAGCGAGGAAGAGGAGGAGAGCGAGGAAGAUGAUGAUGAUGAUGAGGAUUACGAUGAGUCUGAGGAAGACAUUCCAGAGCCAGGAGAUGAUAUGUACAUCUCCAUUAGUGCUUUGAAGGGGCAGCAGGAAGGAGACCUUACCAUUACAGAGGGAGAGAUCCUAAAGGUCCUAAAGAAGAAUGAGAAUGGAUGGUGGUUAGCUCAAAACUCUCAGUCCAAACAGGGACUGGUUCCCAAGACCUACUUACAGAAGUACUCUGAUGUGGAUGAUGAGGAUGACGAAGAGGACUCAGAGGAUGAAGAGCUUAGUGAAGCCAAAGGAAAUCUGAGCAGUGAUCCCCAAUCUAACUGGACCACAGUGAGAAAGGCCAUCACUCAGAUUGACACUACUGAUGUGCUGUCAGCCAUGGGGGCUAUCCCUGCAGGGUUCCGACCAUCCACUCUCUCUAAACUACUAGAUGAAAGUAUUGCAUACAGAGCAGGCCACUACAUCCAACCUGAGCUCAGCCAAUCCAAACUGUCUUUUAAAGACCUCUUCCUGGAUCCGGACACAGGAAAGGUGCGUGCCAGGGAGGUGAGGGCAUCCGUGAGCGUGACCUUGUGGAGCUGCAAGAUGAUCCCAACCCCAGGGGUCGGCGUUAACGUCUUGAGUCGUCAUGUACGCUUCUGCGUCUUCAGUGGAGUCCAGGUGCUGAGUAACAUCCACACUGUCAGGGCAACGUACAACUCCAAACACCCCAAGACCUGGACCUUCUCCCCAAAGAUGACAGGGCCUUUGGCCAGCCUCCUGGAUGGGGAAUGUUUCCUGCGCUGCAACUCUGACUCUGCUGAGCUGGGCAUCCUGUUUGAGCUGGGGGUCACCUUCAUACGCAACUCUACAGGGGAGAGAGGAAACCUGAGCUGUGGCUGGGCCUUCUUGAAGCUGUUUGAUGCCAGCGGAGCCCUUAUUCCCCCCAGGACAUAUGAGCUGACAGUAAACGGAGGGACCCCUUAUGAGAGGGUAGCAGUGGAUCCGUCUGUAGCACUGGAAGCCAGGGGAAGUCUACUCCAGCAGAUGCUGCAGGCUAGGAAACAUCCCAAACUCACUGUCAAAUUAAAGUCACCAAAGGGUCGCACCAGGGCUCAACUGAGUGUUCUUCCUGACACCCUGGUGGGGCCUCUGAGCGGGGUACACCUGCUGGCCAUGCACAGACAACUGCUAGCUGAAACUCUGCUGAUGGACCGGGCUAGUAUGCAGAAUGCAGAUGUGAUUUGCAGUCCGCUGCUGGCUACCUUCUCUGAGGUCGUCGACCAGCCCGACCUGCUGGAUGCACUCAGGACCUCGUGGCUAGACGCUGAGCGGGAUAUGACCAGAGCCGACAAGAGAGACCUGCAAAAGUUGAAGAGGACGUUUGUGAAGGUGUACAUGGACACGGUGUACCAUCUCCUCUACUCAGCUGGCCUGCCUGACCCUCGCUGGGGGGACGACCAGGUGGAGGACCAGCGGGCGCGCCUCAUCUACGCCUGCCUGCAUCUGCACCAAGGAUCCAACCAGUCCCCCUCCGAAGGCCACUCCGGUCCCCAGGCCUUUGACAUCGCUGAGCUGAGCUACGACUUCUUACAUAUGGCCCGCUAGCGCCAUGAUUGUACAAAUAUUUAUUGUAGAUCACUGUCUUUCACUGUUUAAUUUUUUUACCCUUUUUGCCAAAAAAGCACCAUAUUAAAUAAUUGGUUGAUA